This is a messenger RNA of Hydatigera taeniaeformis, 2454 nucleotides long. The record is from the annotation of a GenBank genome assembly. NCBI's taxonomy places the organism in Eukaryota, Metazoa, Platyhelminthes, Cestoda, Cyclophyllidea, Taeniidae.
AUGUCUCGUAAACGUCCCACCUAUCCACUUUCUAGUCUGGUUGCUAACUAUCUCGUUCAUCAUGGCUACAUCGACUCGGCACGAGUCUUUUCCCGCUGGACGAGUUUUUCUGGAUCGGCUUCCUCGCCCUCCUCCUCGGCGAAGAAGACGCGGAAUGACGAUGCGGAGGGUGCUACAGAUAGGGCACACGGCAAUGCAGAGACGGACGAAGAGGCCUCUCUUCCCGGAUUUGCUAGUAUGCAACACCGUCGCAGUCUGAGAGCUUUCUGCCGCCGAUGUCAAUAUGGACGCGUUGCUAACACCCUCACCGCCUGGUAUCCAUCUAUCGUGGAACGCUACCCUGAGCUCAUUUUGCAAUUGCGCUGCCGCCAGCUCGUUGAAAUGAUGUACCGUCAUUCAGAACAACGCUCUGGUCAGCCUCUGUCUUCCAGCGACUCCAAAUUGCAGCAGACCACGGGAGGCAGUCGUAAGCGCCCCUGCACUACGAAUACCUCGGGUUGUUGUCGCAUCAGUGAGUCAGUGCCUACUCUAUCCACCUGCGAUGACGAUCAGUCUGUGAGCAAUGAGUCAGUGCCUACUCUAGCCACCUGCGAUGACGAUCAGUCUGUGAGCAAGUACUUUCACACCGACAGUCCGCCUGAUGUGCAUGAUCAGGCGCGCUUUUCUACACCUGGCUCUUCGGCGGCUACCUCCUGCGAUGCAAUGGACAUCGAUAGCAGUCUAGCGUUGGAGGCAAGCGGUAACCACCCUCUUAACUCCCAGCUCUGUUCCGAGGAGCAGCAUUCCUUUGGUGCGGCCACUGACGUUCCCUCCUUCUCUGCUCUCUCCACUACCGCUACCAAUGAUGCAGGACACCAAUUGGCCUCUGAAGAAUGUGACGAAGAAGAAGAUGACGAUGACGAUGGCUUUGGUAUUGCUGGCAGUCUCAGCCAUCACCAGGAGCCUCCGUCUCCGUCUCCCAUGGAGACGGAAAGUGCCAGCAGUGAUCUUGCAUCGAUGCCUGCCUUUGCCAACGCCCCUCCAAAAGGCCUGAUCUCUCAAAGUUCCUCCUCUCUAGAGCCAAAAGGUCUGAAUUCGCAAAGCUCCUCUCUAGACGGCAAUGUUGAAGAAAAGAGUCGUCUUCUGCGACAAAUCCAAUUCAGUCGCUCGCUGGUGGAUUUGGCGAAACAGGUGAAAGAUAAGUGCGGCUCCCUGUCUCCUGAAACGGAGCAUCUUCUGGAACAAUCGGUGAGUUUGAUGGCCUACCCUUCGCCCUCGUCCCCUGAGUGUCCUUUGAGGUGCCUUCUUGAUCCAUCUUGGCGAGAUAAUAUCGCCAGCCUUAUCAACAGUGCAAUUCUCACUGAGGCGCAUCAUCUUCCACCCCAGCCUGCAAUUGAACAAGCGUUGUAUGCCCUACAGAAAUGCUUUGCCAAUCAUGAGUUUCAAGAGGCUCAAAUCUUGGGUCACUUCCUUCUCUACCACCUUUCCCCAUCCAAAUACACCACGGAGAUUCGUCUGCAGCACACAGCUUCCUCGCCUCCGCCUUCCUCCCACACUCCAGUAGCAUUCCACUCCAGCGAGUCUUCUAAUGGACACCAGGAGAUGGCCUCACAGACGAAUAAUAACAACUCCGUAGCAAGCAAUGAUCGCAUUCCCAAUGGACGUGUAAGCCCACCGAAACGACACCUUUAUACUCCACCAGCUUCCAACGGUUCUCGAAGGCAUUGGCGUCGGGGACAUGCUCCUUCUGGCAACCCUGGCUCACGUCCAAUUAUGCGCUAUGCACCUGUGGAGACCUUGCCUUCAACAGACGAGGAUGAGGUAGAGGACAUCUCCAUGGAGGAGGGCGUUCAACUGCAUCAUCAUGAGGAGCUUGAAGAUGAUCAGGAAGAAAUUGAGUCGUUGGACGAGGAGGCCGAAGUAGAACUGAUGACUGCAACGAUGGAAGACGAUGGAUUUGAGGAAGAUGUGGAACAGAACGCUGAGGAUGAUGAUGAGGACGAGGAGGAGGAAGUUGAUGACGAUGACGACGACGAUGAUGACGAUGACGAGGAUGAGGAUGAUGAUGAAGAAGAGGAGGAGGAAGAAGAAGAAGAAGAAGAGGAGGCAGUAGUAGAUGAGACUGAGGAAGAACUCUCUCAUCAAAGGGAGACCUUCAAUUCGUUUUUUAGGGAGGGUCGAAUUCUUAGACGUACUAGCGCUCGACCAGGUGAUAGCAGUGGCGGGCGAUCACGUGCAUCCACUAGUGUAACAAAUUCUGGUCGCCGUGUUGAGUCAUUCAGCUCAUACACCGCUUCUGAUGUCCCUCGUCUGUCUGGUAUUCGGCCGCGUCGUCACUCUCGCCUCGUUGGGGGUAGCGGUAGUGUUGGUCGCAGCGCCCCAUCCUCAAGGUCAUCUCGUCGAGGCGACAACGCCUUCACCCACCACGCUUCCAACGCUGGCAACGCCAACAACAACACUAGUAAUGAUCAGUAG